CUCUCCUGCUCUCCGCGUCUCCGGCCGCCGCCCUCACCACCUCCCGCCGCCUCCUGCUCCUCCAUCCCACCCAGAAAUGGCAAAAAGGAUUAGGAUUAAUUGGAAGCAAGAAGGUGUUGAAAAAACCUUUCUUGAAGCAUGUGUUCAUCAAAUAACCGUUAAUGGACGUGAAGGAAGUAGUCUUAAACAAGCGUCAUGGAAAACUGUAGCUGAAAAUUUGAAAACACAACAUAAUUUCAUAGUGGAACAACGUCAAAUGAAGAAUCACUAUGAUUUUCUAAAAGGAAAAUUUGCAGCUUGGUUAAAGCUUAAAAACAAAACCGGGAAUGUCUAUGAUCCAGUUACAAACAGCUUUAACUUGUCAGAAGAAGAGUGGCAAAUUGAGAUGAAGUCUAACAAGUAUGUAGAAGCUUUGAGAAGUGCGCCACUUGCUUUCCCCGAGCUUUGUUGUCAAUUGUUUGAGGGGUCUACUUCAAAUGGGUUUGAUAGUUGGGGGCCAAGUUCUACGCUUCCUCAUCCUUCCGAGGAAGUGAAUGAGCACAAUUUGGAUGGUAUGGAUGUCGAAUGCACUCAAGUGGAUUCCCCAGGUAAAGGUGUUAGUGAGGAGUCAAGUAUUCGGUCCCAAAAAAAAGAAAAAGGAGAGAAACGAAAACAUAAGGCAACAUUAGAGUCACAGCUUAUAGAAGUUGGUGAAGAUAUUAGCAAGUUGGCAAAGAUGAUGAUUGAGAAACACACACUUUCUGAUGAUAUGGAUGCAUGUUUGGAGAAGUUGGAGACAUUGGGUUGGGAUGAGUCGGAUGCGAAAUACGAAACAGCGCUUUUGCUUUUUGGUGAGAGUGCCGAUCUUAGGAAACUGUGGGUACGUCUUAAGCCGCAGAAUUGUGAGAAAUGGGUUAAGAAUGCGGGAGCGAAGUAUGGAUUGUUUAACUAAGAUUGUGCUUUGAUUGUUUUUUUAAUUUUUUUUUUGGGUUAGAUGUUA
This is a messenger RNA of Helianthus annuus (common sunflower), 979 nucleotides long. Its product is annotated as L10-interacting MYB domain-containing protein-like. Lineage: Eukaryota; Viridiplantae; Streptophyta; Magnoliopsida; Asterales; Asteraceae. The coding region runs from base 77 to 931 and encodes 284 amino acids. The transcript is spliced from 3 exons. The record is from RefSeq and is a predicted model, not a curated record.